AUGCGGAAAAACGUUGACGAACAUGAUCUCCAAUCGGCGAAGCGGGCAUAUAAGUCGGCGGUGGCGGUGGGUGAUCGGAAGGAGGAAGCACGGUGGGCGAAUAUCAUCGGAAACAUCUUCAAGGAAAGAGGAGAGUACAUCAAGGCACUCGAAUGGAUCCGAAAAGAUUAUGAGGUGUCGAAAAGAUUUUUGCCGGAGAAAGACAUACUUCCUACCUGUAAUACCCUCGGCGAGCUCUUCCUCCGCCUUGAAGAAUAUAAGGAAGCCCUGGCUUACCAGAAAAAACAUUUAGAACUUGCUGAAGCGGCUAAUAACCUCAUUGAGCAACAAAGAGCUAGUACGCAACUGGGUCGGACAUACCAUGAACUAUUUAUGAAGUCUGACGAUGACCAUGAAGCGGGUCGGAAUGCCAAGAAGUAUUUCACUUCAGCAAUGAAGCUUGCGAAGGAGCUCAAGGAAAACCAUUGGAAUGGCAAAUGUUUUUAUCUUAGGGAGUAUGUUGAUGCCCAUAAUAACCUUGGAAUGAUUGAAAUAGAUUUUGAUAACUUGGAAGAAGCCGAGAAAAUUCUUGUUAGAGGUUUAGAGAUUUGUGAUGAAGAAGAGGUUUGUGAGAAUGAUGAUAGUCGUAGCAGGCUUCAUCAUAACCUUGGAUUGAUUUAUAUAAAGUUUUUGAACUGGGAGAAAGCUGAAGAGCAUAUUAAGAAAGAUAUUUCAAUAUGUGAGAGCAUCAGGCACUGCCAAGGGGAGGCCAAAGGUUUAAUCAAUUUUGGUGAGCUACACUCCAAGGUUCAAAGAUAUGACAAAGCCAUCAGUUGUUAUCAAAAGGCACUUCAGUUGGCGAAAUCAAUGGAGGAUGAAGAUGCUUUAGUCAGUCAGAUUGAAGAAAAUAUUGAAAUGGUUGAAGCAGCAAUGAAAGUAGCGAAUGAGCUAAAGAAAGAUACCCAGAAUCUUAAAAAGAUCGAAAGGAACGUUGAGAACUCUAGGGGAACUCCACUUGAAAGAAAGUACUUACUGCAACAUUUUACCUUUCUUGAUCGUCUAAUUGAGAAAUCACGCGUGAUCUUUGCAUGGAAAGAGCAUCUCAAGUAUGCGACCAUGAAAGUGAAGAUAGCGGAAGAACUUUGUGACAAAGAAAAGCUGGCUGAUUCCUUUUUUGUUAUUGGAGAAUCAAACCAAAAGCUCCGGAAGUUCAAGGAAGCUUGGAAGUGGUAUGCAAAGAGUUGGGAAACAUACAAACUGAUUGGAAACUUGGAGGGACAAGCAUUAUCCAAGAUUGAAAUGGGAAAUAUUCUGGACUCUAGUGGUUCGUGGAAGGCAGCUCUAAAGGCUUAUGAAGAGGGCUACAGGAUUGCCUCUGAAGCCAACAUUCCUAUUGCUCAAUUGUCAGCUUUGGAAAAUAUGCACUACAGCUACAUGAUGAGAUUUGACAAAGUUGAGAAGGCCAGGAACCUGCAAAUAUCAAUAAAGAAAUUAGAACGUUUGACCAGUAAGGAACAUGAGGAUAACAGUUUAGCAGGGAACGUUUGUCCUGAAACUGAAACAGAUACUGAAAGUCAGUCAUCAGAGGGAUCUGAAGUUGGUGUUUCACUGGGUAAAAGUGAUUCUAAUUCCUUCAGAUCUUCUCAUUCAUUUCCAGCUGACUUGAAUGAAGAUGUUCCUUUAAAAGCAUUUCUCCGCCCCGGAAAGAAAGCAACAAAGUUGAGCAGUUUGCAUCUAGCAACUCUUGAUUCAAUCAAGUUACCUGAAUCAUCUCCCAAGAGUGCUUCGAUGUCUUCAGGUAGUCAAGCUGUUGGCCAUAAACGUAAUCGUGCUAUCCUUCUUGAUGAUCAAGAAGAUGAAAAUCAUAGAGGCAGAAGAACACUUAAUUGCUUCCAUGAGGGAGCUACUACCUCAACUGGAUUUGAAAAUAUCAACUCUACCAGAAGUGUUCAUGAACUUGAGGAUGUUCCACCUCUUGCCUCAAAUUGUCCCAUUGCUGCUUGUACUCCUAUUGUUCUAGAAGAAAGUAGCUGUUCUCACCAAUCUAUGUCUUCUCUCCCAGCUCGUGAAGAUGCCACAACUUUCAGAUCUUCUUACACCAACCAAUCUGAUCAUCAAAAUUCUGGUGCAAACCCCCCUGAGAUUCCUUCUCGUGAACAUGAUAUGUCUAAUCUCAAUCCCUAUCAUUGUUCCGAUGAAAACUGUCCACAUAUAAUUAUCAAAAUUGGUGAUGACUUCAUACACAUACCCAAAGAAUCAUGCAUGACAGAGAAUAAACUGAGCAUAGAGCAGAUGAAGGUUGUAGCAGCAUGCUUGUACUACCUACAAAUGCCAUUUAACAAGAGAGAAACAGGUCAAGUACCAGUGGUGGAAGACAUAAUAUAUGAAGGCCGAACCUUAGAUUUUCUGGAAGCACUUGAUAUACUGAACGAUCACAAACCUGCACGAGGCUGGUUAGAAGGCUCAAUAGCAUUGUGGGAACCGAGGCGAGUAAUGAAACAAUACAUUGACUGCUGCAAGGAGCUCUCUGUACAACCCAAGCUCAAAGUUUUGAAGAACUUGUAUAAUCUAGAGAUAUCAGAAGAUGAAGUUAUAGCAUCUGAUUGUGAACUGGAAGAGGUGUCAGCUGCACCACUUCUUAAUGCGCUGCUUGCACACAAAGAAGUCUCUGUCAUAGACCUUUCUCACAAUCGCCUUGGGUAUGGUGCAAUGGAGAGGCUUAAGCAAGUGCUUAUGUCAUCAGAACAGAGGGACAAUACUCUAACUUUGGAUUUGCAUUGCAAUUCACUUGGUCGCUCGGCAUUAUUCCAUAUUUGUGAUUGCCCGGCACUGUAUUCACGACUGGAAGCAUUAAAUUUAUCUGGUAAUCGGUUGACUGACUCAUGUGCUUCUUAUCUUUCCAACAUAUUAAAGAACUUUCAAGCACUUUGCAGAUUGGAAAUCGAAAAUUGUUCGAUCACAUGCAAAACAAUUCAAAAGCUUGCCGAGUCACUUGAUGCAGGAUCUUCUUCACUUGCACACUUGUCCAUAGGAUACAACUCCAUAAAAGUCAAACCCAUUGUAGAUCUUUUGCUUAAACUUUCUGCUUUGAAGAGUUUUCAAGAGCUCAGCCUAGCUGGCAUCAAAUUACCCCAACAUUUUAUGGACAAGGUUGUUGAGAACCUGUGCAAACUUGGUAAGAAUGCAUCCUUGUCGAGGUUGGUGGUUGGAGGCACCGGCAUCGGAACAGAUGCCGCAUUGCGUUUAACUUCGUCAUUGUCAGAUGAGACUCAACAAAUGAAAUUAGAUCUAUCAUCAUGUGAACUGACGCCUCAGUAUGUAAUAAGGUUGAAUGUUGAAGUUUCUUUGAUAUAUCCUAUUUCUGAGCUGAAUCUUGGAGAAAAUCCAUUCAGGCAAGAGGGUGCCCUUGCCUUGGCUUCUUUGCUCGCUCAUCCGGCAUGCUGUUUAGAAGUUUUGGUGUUGAACAAAUGCCAAUUUGGUCUAGUUGGCAUCCUCCGAAUACUCGAGUCACUGUCUCAGAAUCGUUGUCUUUUGGAGCUCAAUUUGGCCGAGAACAUUCAUCCAGAGGAAAAUGUCUCUGAUUGCUUGAUGCCAGUGGAAGAAUGCUCACCCCUAAAGCAGGCAAAUCUCAACUGUCCUGACUUUUUGCAUAGUACAGCUCCAAUGGAGGCCUGCACAAUUAAUACAGAAUACAAUGAGCUUGAAGUUGCAGAUAGCGAUGAUGAUAGUGCCACGGGAACAGCUGCAGCAUCUGGAUUGAGGGAAACUCAUAUUAGCUCACAUCAGAAGAGCGAGCCGAGUUCCAACUGCGAUUACCUUGAAAAGCUCCUGGACGCCGUGAAAAAGAUUAAGAAGUUGCAAUUGUUGGAUCUUAGCAAUAACCGGUUAUGCAAGGAUGUUUCAGAGAAGUUGUGUGUUGCCUGGUCAUCAAGUUCAAGAGGCUCUGUAGCUCAAAGUCAUUUCACGGAUAACGUUGUUCAUCUCGCAGUACGCGGGAAAAAAUGUUGUGGUAGGAGACCAUGUUGCAGGAAGGUAUGA
Molecule: messenger RNA, 4017 nt
Organism: Oldenlandia corymbosa var. corymbosa
Lineage: Eukaryota; Viridiplantae; Streptophyta; Magnoliopsida; Gentianales; Rubiaceae
Source: the annotation of a GenBank genome assembly